AUGGACACCAAGAACUUCACACAUGCCAUGCGCCUAUUUAAGGGCGUGCCUGUGUGGACGCCCAUCAACCGUCCAGCAGAUACUCACCUUUCCAGAGAAAGGUACUUGCUGGAGAGCCAGUGGAAGAGGAACGCUCCUCGAGGUGUUCUUUUUCGUGCAUCUUCCAUUUACAUCCUCUGGUUUCAACAUUUGUUGACUCCCUUCAACGGGCAACAAAACGGCUUUCCACAAGUGCAGGUUCAAGAACUCACCAAGCAUCUCUUACUGCAACAGAAGCCACAGACUUACCCAGCUGGACUGGAAUUGACGCUUCUUCAGCGUUAUUCUCUGGAUUGA
Messenger RNA from Durusdinium trenchii, 336 nucleotides. NCBI's taxonomy places the organism in Eukaryota, Dinophyceae, Suessiales, Symbiodiniaceae. The record is from the annotation of a GenBank genome assembly.